This is a messenger RNA of Didymodactylos carnosus, 5283 nucleotides long. NCBI's taxonomy places the organism in Eukaryota, Metazoa, Rotifera, Eurotatoria, Philodinida, Philodinidae. The record is from the annotation of a GenBank genome assembly.
AUGAUGUAUGAUGAAGAUGAUGAUUACGAAGGCAAGUUAAUCCACCAGGCAGCCUUAUUUUGCAAUGUGGAAUUAUUAAAAGAUUUGUUAUCCGGUGAUGAAAUUAACAAAAUUAAUGCACAAGACAAAUGGGGACGAACACCGCUGCACACAGCAUGUGCAGCUGCGAUCAAUUUUGAUUCAUCUUCAGAUUCUUCACUUGAAUUUAUUAUGACAUUGAUUGAUCAUGGAUGUGGUGUCAAUAUUCAAGCAAACGAACAUUAUAAUUUUCGCAUUUUAAUUAUCAUGGACUUGUACGGUUAUAUUGUUUUAUUCAUUUUACCACAAUUAACAAUUGAAGAAUAUGUUAUUGGUUGUUAUUUUACUAAUUGGGCACAACAUCGACAACAAAAUGCACAGUUUUUACCAAGACAUAUUGAUUCAAAACUAUGUACACAUUUAUAUUUUGCAUUUGCCGAUAUUGAUAUAAAACUUAAAACACCAACAACAUUUGAAAAAAAUGAUAUUCUUCCACCACAAUCAUUUCCUCCAUCACGUUCUCCUCAACAAUCCAUUGAUAAUCAAAUGAAAUUAAUGACAAAUAAUGGAGAUUUAACAACAGUAGCACUUUCACAUCAACAACAAAAAAUUGGUUUAUAUGAACAAGUAAAUCGAUUAAAACAUGAUAAUCCACAAAUGAAAACACUUUUAUCAUUGGGUGGUGCAUCAGUAAAUGGAACAAAAUUUCGAUUAAUGUUAGGUGACAAAAUAAAUCGAAAAGAUUUUAUUCGAAAUACUGUUAAAUAUUUAAGAAAACAUAAAUUUGAUGGUCUCGAUUUAGAUUGGGAAUUUCCUGAAAAUGAAAAUGAUAAAAAAAUAUUUUCAGAAUUAGUUCAAGAUUAUCGUCGUGAAUUUCAAAAUGAAGCUUUUGUUACUAAUCGUGCACGUUUAUUAUUGACUGCUGCUGUACAAGCAUAUAAACCGAAAAUUGAAGCUGGUUAUAAUGUAGCAUUAAUUGGACAAUAUUUAGAUCUAAUUAAUUUGAUGGCAUACGAUUAUCACGGUUCAUGGGAUAUUCAUACUGGUCAUAAUAGUCCUUUAUUUUCUCGUAAAGAACAACGAAAUAAUGAAUUAUUAUUAAAUCAAAAAGCAUCUAUUGACACAUGGUUAGAUUAUGGUGUACCUAGUAAUAAACUUGUAUUAGGUAUGCCAAUGUAUGGUCGAACAUUUCGUUUAAAAAAUAAGAAAAAUACAAAGAUUAAUUCAGCAGUUAAAGGUGCGGGUAAAAAAGGAAAAUAUACGUUAAGUGAUGGAUUUUUAGCAUAUUAUGAAAUAUGUGAUUUAAUUAUAAAUCAAAAAUGGAAAAAUGAAUGGGAUAGUGAACAAGAAAUACCAUAUGCAUAUAAAGAUGAUCAAUGGGUUGGCUAUGAUAAUAUUGAAAGUAUAAAGAAAAAAUCUCAAUAUGUAGCUGAAAGAAAUUUGGCAGGUGCAAUGGUUUGGUCUUUAGAUCUUGAUGAUUUUACAGGAGAAUUUUGUAAAGCGGGAAAAUAUCCACUAUUAACAACAAUAAAAAAGACGUUAAAUGCGUUACAACCACCAACUACACCCAUUCGUAUACAAAAGACAACAACUGAAACAUCGAUUGCUACAUCAUUAGUUUUAUCGUCAACAUUAUGUUGUCAAAAUAUCACUCCAUUGCAUAUUGUGUGCGAAAGUGGAAAUGAAAAAAUUGUCGCUUUGUUGUUGUUUCAUAAAGCCGAAAUUGAUUUUCCUGAUAUUAAUGGAAAAACGCCAUUAGAUUUGGCAUUAGAAAAUAGACGUUUGGAUUGUGUUGAAUUAAUUCACAAUGAAAUAGAACUUCGAAAACAACUUCGAAAAGAAGUUGAAAAAAAACUGCUUGAUGCGUGUUUUGAUGGAGAUGUGCAAAAAGCUGAAGAAUGUUUGAAAGAAUUAGGUGUGCAUGCUAAAGCUGUGUUAAAUUCUUCGCCUGGCGGUAGUGAUACAUUAAAUUUUUUGUACAGAGCAUGUCGAUCUGGUAAUGAGGAAUUAGUUCGUUUGUUAUUAAGUUAUGGUGCUAUUGCAAAACCACAUAUUCAAACAAAAUAUACUCCCUUAUAUAUCUCAUGUCACAUUGGUAAUUUUGAAAUUACUAAAAUGAUUCUAAAUAGAUUUCCACAUUUGGUGUGUGUACAAACGUUGGAAAAAAUUUUACCUAUUCAUGCCGCUUGUUCUCAAGGUCAUUUACCUAUUGUUAAAUUAUUGUUAACACAUAAUCAAUAUUCCUAUGCUCUCUGCAAUAUUUAUGUUGACCGUUAUCAGCGAUCCUAUUUAUUUCCAUUCAAUCUAAACGCUCAAGAUAUAAAUGAACAAACAUGUUUAUAUUCAGCUAUUCUUAAUCAACACUAUGAGAUAGUUCAAUAUCUAUUACAAUAUCGUGUAAAAGCAUUAACUCAAAAUGAUCUUGAUUUAUUUAAACGUCGUUCACCUUCAAUGACAAAAUAUUUGAAUAAUAAUCUAGAUAUAACUAGUCGUCGAAAUAGUGUUGAUCUGAUAUCAAGUCAAAUGUUUGAUGAAAAACAAACAGAAAUAAGAGGACAUAGAUUACGUUCUGUUACUGAUUCAACAUCUGAAUUAUGUUUAACUUUAAAUUUACAAUCAACUAAUUCACGUUCAGAUGAUACUCUAUAUUUAAAUAUAAUUAAAGAUGAUAAUAAUAAUAAUAAUAGUAGCAGUACUACAACAUUAUUUUGUCCAUUUAAUUUAGAUAUCUAUUCAAUUAAUGGACGAACUGCUUUACAUGAAGCUGUAUUACAACAAAAUCUUGAUAUUAUUCAUUUAUUAGUAUCUAGUGGUGCAAAUGUUAAUUUAAUGUGUGAAGAAGUUUUUAAUAAUCCAACGAUAAAUAGUAACAUUGAUCAUGAUAAUCAACACUGUUUUGUCACACGAUCAACACCAUUAUCGUGCGCUUGUCGACUAGGAAAUGUUAAAAUAAUCGAUUAUUUACUAACAUCAUUAGCCAAUGAUAAAGAAUAUUUAGCCUAUAACGUUUGUUCUACAAAUGAACGUUAUGAUCUCAUUGGACAUUUACUAAAAUAUCGUUCACUACAAGAUAAUGAAUAUAAAUUAAAUCGAAAAACUCUUACAAUGGCAGGCAAUGAUUUAUUUGAUGAAAAAUUUUGGUCUGAUAUUGAUUUGUCGUUAAUAUGGGUCGGUGAAAAGGAUAGUACUCAGCGUGAUGAUAACAAUAACGAUGUGAAAGAAAUAAACAAAUUUGAAAAUAAUAAUGAUACAGAAUCGUCAAAAUCAAUUGAUGGAAACCAGAAAACUGAAUCAUUUGAUCGCAUAAUUAGACGACGUGCAAGUAAACGUUAUCCACUUUUCACAAGCGGCUUAGAACAUCUUAGAAGUCGUCUAUCAUUAUCUCGUGUUUCUCGAAUAUCGACAACUGAAAAUUCCUUAAAAUCAAUAACAGAUGAGUUUGUUUUUCGAUGUAUUCCAGUUCUUAUCAAUUGGCAUAAAUAUGGUCCAUUAAAAACGUUAAAUCCAUUAUGGUUUCUACAAGCUGUUUGCUUUGUUAAUAAAUCCAUCAUAACAAAACCGGAUGAUAUUACAGUAUCAAAUCGUCAUCUAUUAUUGCACUGUAUAACACGAAUUGAUUUAUCAGAGAAUAUGCUUGAUUCUGUACCACCGUAUUUAUUUCAAUUACAAUCAUUGAAAAUAUUAAAUUUAUCUAAUAAUUUAUUAAGUGAAUUACCAAAUGAAUCUGCAUCUACUACAAGUCAAAUAUGGGCAUGUCAUCAAUUAAUUGAAUUGGAUUUAUCCUACAAUUCACUAAGAUUUUUACCAUCGUCAGUAUUUUAUUUGAAAGCACUACAACGUUUAUACAUAGCUCACAAUCAGUUACAAUUUUUACCAGCAGAUAUGUGGAAUGCGUUAACAUUAACCGAUUUAAAUGUGAGUGGUAACGCUUUAAAGUCAUUGCCCAUGCCUAAUGAGACACGUUACACUUCGUCGCGUCACACACUCAAUCAAACACGUUCAUCAAGUGAAUAUCGUCCACUGGCACCGAUAAAUCUCAGUGUAUCUCCAAUAACAGCUGUGAAUAAUGAUCAACAACAGCCGACGUUACCAAAACAGAUUUCUUCCUCAAUUACGACGGCGAACCUUACUCUUGCUUCAUCCACUCUAACUCCGCCCCGAUCCAGUACUUCUACUCAACUUUCAUCGUCGACAUCCCCAGAUACAUUAAUUGUUGAAUCAUCACCCAGAUUAUCUCCUGAUGAUGAAUUAGGUCGAUCACCAAGAUCUAAUUUAAUUUCAACUGCAUCACCAGUUUUACAAUCAUUAACCGUAGAUGAUCUAAGACCAGUAAGACGUCUGUGUCAUUGGCAAAGUUAUAUAACAGUAAUGAAUAUUGAACAAGAGAAAGAUAAUCAAACAAUGUCAUCAUCAUCAACUAACCGCUAUUCAAAUCUAACAAACUUAAAUUUGUCUCACAAUCGUUUUGAAACAAUACCAACAAUGCUUUGUUGUUUAACACCAAAACUGAUAUCUUUAAAUCUCUCUCACAAUCAUAUUAUUGAUUCAGAUUGCAUAUCGUACUAUCCACCUAGACUAAAAACAUUAGAUUUAUCAUUCAACAAAUUGAAAUAUGAUUUAACUUUAAAAACGGUUAGUAACAACACGACUGUCACUGACUCAUCAAUGGUAUUUCGACGAGAUAAGUCAUCAUCAAGAUUUUUAAGAAAAACUCGGCAUAAUUCAAAUAGAUCAACGGAAAAUGACAUCAGCAACACGACAACAGGAAAUCAACCACUAUGUUAUCGUCCAGAACAAAAAGAUCAAUCGGAAGCAGCAAAAAGACGUCGCAGUCGUUCUGUAUCACGACACAAAGCAUUAACAUCCACAACACUAGCAGUAGCAACAUCGCCGACUAAUAACUUAGUGAAUGUUGAUACUAGCCAAUUAUGUAUUCAUCGUCGUCACACCCAAUUACAAUACUUAAAUGAUUUGAACUUGGGCGAUAAUGAAAUUCGUGAAUUACAUUUAUUAUCAGAUAACAAAUUAUCACUGAGUCGAAAUGAUAUUUCAUUACUACGAUCAAGUUUACUCUAUCCACAUGUAUCACGUUUAAAUUUAAGUAAUAAUCAUUUAACAACUAUACCCAAUUAUAUUUAUUUACUCGAAAAUCUUGGCACAUUAAUAUUACGUGAUAAUAAAUUUUUAACCGAGAUUCCAGUGUCAAUUGGUUCAAUGCCGUUACUAUGGAAUUUAGAAUUACGGAACGUUGGUAUUCGUAGAUAA